UCUAUCGUAGUGCUGCAAGGAGCAGCGAACCGUAAGUAGUUUGGUAUGAUACGCACGGUGAUUCUCGUUUGUUUUCUGCUUCAGCUCUUGACCCGGGCCUUUGUACAUUCUCAGGAUAGAAAUGGAAGGCAAGUUUGGCCAGUGCCUUACAGACGGUUUGAUCGUCGCCCAGAAGCGGACUCAUACUGUCAGGCUUUAUAUCCUUUCUGUCCGACUGGUGACCCAGAUGGCCGUAUACCGUACGUGAGAGACUCGGACAUCAUUUCAGUGUUUCGACUUCAAACUCCAGUAUGGGAAUUCAAAUAUGGAGAUCUUUUGGGGAAGUUUCAUAUCAUGCAUGAUGCUAUCGGCUUCAGCAGCACUGAGACAGGAAAGAACUACACCAUGGAAUGGUACGAGCUGUUUCAGCUGGGUAACUGCACUUUUCCCCACGAAAGAUCAGAUAAGGAUGCCCCCUUUUGGUGUAAUCAAGGAGCAGCCUGUUUCUUUGAGGGGAUAGAUGACAUGCACUGGAAACAGAAUGGCACCUUGGAAAAAGUUGGAGAAAUUUCUGGUGAGCAGUUUAAUGAAAUGGCUCGAUGGGUACAAGAGGACAACGAGACUGGAAUUUACUACGAGACCUGGACAGUGCGGUCAGACCCUGGUCCCAAUUCCACAGUGUGGUUUGAAUCCUACGAUUGCUCACAGUUUGUGCACCGCACAUACAGAAAGUUGGUAGAGCUUGGAGCUAAGCUGUCUAGCAAGACCCAGACAAACUACACUAAGAUUUAUCUGUACAGUGGUGAGCCUUCUUAUCUAGGAGACGACAACGCCAUCUUUGGUCAGCCAUCCAUGAAAACUUUGGCCACGGAUAUCAAAAAGUUUUACCACUCUUUCCGUCCACAUCAGUCAGUGAUUGAGAUUAUCCUCAGUCUGCUGGAGGCUUAUGAGAAGGUUGUGUUGGAGAAGAGCUUCUACUUGUACUACAACUUUGAGUACUGGUACUUGCCAAUGAAACCACCAUAUGUCCAAAUUACGUAUGAGGAAGUGCCUUUACCGUAAAUAACCCACCAUCACCAAAAUGCAAAUUAAUAUCAGUGUUAACUCCACUUGGUUUACAUUAGUUUUGGCAAGGCUUAUGCUUACGUUUGAAUUUAUACACUGUGAAUAAUCUGGAUAACCGUCAGUGUGUUUCAGAGCUGGCGUGAGCUGAUUUAUUCCUAGUGUAUGAGUAAGGAGUAAUUAUUUUCAUUACAUUCUACUUGUUUUUCUACAGUAUAGAUUUCAUGUGGGGGGGGGAAAAAUACC
Messenger RNA from Chanos chanos (milkfish), 1287 nucleotides. It is a transcript of the gene cln5, whose product is annotated as CLN5 lysosomal BMP synthase. The record is from RefSeq and is a predicted model, not a curated record. Gene Ontology annotation, biological process: lysosome organization. Gene Ontology annotation, cellular component: lysosomal membrane; lysosome. The transcript has 4 exons. The coding region runs from base 46 to 1041 and encodes 331 amino acids. Gene Ontology annotation, molecular function: hydrolase activity, acting on glycosyl bonds. NCBI's taxonomy places the organism in Eukaryota, Metazoa, Chordata, Actinopteri, Gonorynchiformes, Chanidae.